AGUUGGGCCAAAUCCAAUUUAGAUGUAGAGUAGAGUACCAAGACGAAGGCGGUUAAAGUAAACCGAAAUAUAUUUAGGCAGUAUAAACCGGAAUAAAAUCAAUCCUCAGUCAGUUUCCUCACACCAAAGCGGCCUCUGCGACGACACCUAGGGUUUUCACGAGUGAAAUCUCAAAUCCAUGGCGGACGACGAUUACCAAGAUGUCGACGAUUUGGGGUAUGAGGACGAGCCUGCAGAGCCGGAGAUUGAAGAAGGAGUAGAGGAUGAUGCCGAGAUGAAGGAAAAUGAUGAUGUGGAUGGUGAACCUAUUGAGGCAGAGGAUAAGGUAGAGGAGGAAGCUGUGCCACGUCCGCGUAAAACAUCAAAGUUUAUGACCAAGUAUGAACGUGCUAGGAUACUAGGCACUCGUGCUCUCCAGAUAAGCAUGAAUGCACCUGUGAUGGUAGAGCUGGAGGGUGAGACUGAUCCACUCGAGAUAGCAAUGAAGGAGCUUAGACAGCGUAAGAUACCUUUCACAAUCAGGCGUUACUUACCUGACGGGAGCUUUGAGGAGUGGGGAGUUGAUGAACUCAUUGUGGAAGACUCAUGGAAACGUCAAGUUGGUGGUGAUUAGUCCAUAAAAUUACUCUAUUAUGUAGCCCUUCUCCUAUGUUGUUUACAUGCAGUUGAAUCAAACAAAAGUGAAAACAUAUUUGCUCUUGUGUUUGAAUGCUUCUAGCCUGCUUUAAACUGAAGCGUUUUGGAUAAUAUAACAUUGUCUACUUAGUAGUA
Messenger RNA from Brassica napus (rape), 771 nucleotides. RefSeq names its product DNA-directed RNA polymerases II, IV and V subunit 6A. The transcript is spliced from 6 exons. Gene Ontology annotation, cellular component: nucleus; RNA polymerase II, core complex; RNA polymerase III complex. Bases 179 to 613 code for a protein of 144 amino acids. Gene Ontology annotation, molecular function: DNA binding; DNA-directed RNA polymerase activity. NCBI's taxonomy places the organism in Eukaryota, Viridiplantae, Streptophyta, Magnoliopsida, Brassicales, Brassicaceae. The record is from RefSeq and is a predicted model, not a curated record. Gene Ontology annotation, biological process: DNA-templated transcription.